CCGUCGGCCGGCCGGGGCGGGAGGGAGCGGGGCUGCCCGGGCCUAGGAGGAGCUGACAGAGAGGAGGCCGACGCUGUCCCUGUAUAAAAUCAUUUCAUUCAUUCAUUCGUCCUACGGACGGUAGUUCAGCACCUGAUAGAUGCUGAAGCUAGAGCGAGUGAUGAGGGCGGACUCGAUCCCGGAGUAGCGGUUAGGAGUGUGAACCGUGGAGCCCAGCAGCGGGGUUUGAAUCCCCAUUCCCUGCUGUGACCUUAGGUAAUGAGCCGGACGAGGGGAGCCAAGCUGGAGUUUACACAGGCAAACUGUCAGAAAAGAGCAGCCUGGGCUAUCUGGAAAUCUGAGCCAUGGACUUUCCCCAGCAUAGCCAGCAUGUCUUGGAACAGCUGAACCAGCAGCGGCAGCUGGGGCUUCUCUGUGACUGCACCUUUGUGGUGGACGGUGUUCACUUUAAGGCUCAUAAGGCAGUGCUGGCGGCCUGCAGCGAGUACUUCAAGAUGCUCUUCGUGGACCAGAAGGACGUGGUGCACCUGGACAUCAGUAAUGCGGCAGGCCUGGGGCAAGUGCUGGAGUUUAUGUACACGGCCAAGCUGAGCCUGAGCCCUGAGAACGUGGAUGAUGUGCUGGCUGUGGCCACCUUCCUCCAAAUGCAGGACAUCAUCACGGCCUGCCAUGCCCUCAAGUCACUUGCUGAGCCGGCUACCAGCCCUGGGGGAAAUGCGGAGGCCUUGGUCACAGAAGGAGGGGACAAGAGAGCCAGAGAGGAGAAGGUGGCCACUAGCACGCUGAGCAGGCUGGAGCAGAAGGGAUGCAGCGCACCCACAGGCCCCAGCAGGGACCUCAAGGAGGAGCGCGGCGGUCAGGCCCAGAGUGCGGCCAGCGGUGCAGAGCAGACAGAGAAAGCCGAUGCGCCCCGGGAGCCGCCGCCUGUGGAGCUCAAGCCAGACCCCACGAGUGGCAUGGCUGCCGCAGAAGCUGAGGCUGCUUUGUCCGAGAGCUCAGAGCAAGAAAUGGAGGUGGAGCCCGCCCGGAAAGGGGAAGAGGAGCAAGAGGAGCAAGAGGAGGAGGGCGCAGGGCCAGCUGAGGUCAAGGAGGAGGGUCCCCAGCUGGAGAACGGAGAGGCCCCCGACGAGAACGGAGAGGCCCCCGAGGAGAACGAGAACGAGGAGUCAGCGGGCACAGACUCGGGGCAGGAGCUCGGCGCCGAGGCCCGGGGCCUGCGCUCAGGCACCUACGGCGACCGCACGGAGUCCAAGGCCUACGGCUCCGUCAUCCACAAGUGCGAGGACUGUGGGAAGGAGUUCACGCACACGGGGAACUUCAAGCGGCACAUCCGCAUCCACACGGGGGAGAAGCCCUUCUCGUGCCGGGAGUGCAGCAAGGCCUUUUCCGACCCGGCCGCGUGCAAGGCCCAUGAGAAGACGCACAGCCCUCUGAAGCCCUACGGCUGCGAGGAGUGCGGGAAGAGCUACCGCCUCAUCAGCCUGCUCAACCUGCACAAGAAGCGGCACUCGGGCGAGGCGCGCUACCGCUGCGAGGACUGCGGCAAGCUCUUCACCACCUCGGGCAACCUCAAGCGCCACCAGCUGGUGCACAGCGGCGAGAAGCCCUACCAGUGCGACUACUGCGGCCGCUCCUUCUCCGACCCCACUUCCAAGAUGCGCCACCUGGAGACCCACGACACGGACAAGGAGCACAAGUGCCCACACUGCGACAAGAAGUUCAACCAGGUAGGGAACCUGAAGGCCCACCUGAAGAUCCACAUCGCUGACGGGCCCCUCAAGUGCCGAGAGUGUGGGAAGCAGUUCACCACCUCAGGGAACCUGAAGCGGCACCUUCGGAUCCACAGCGGGGAGAAGCCCUACGUGUGCAUCCACUGCCAGCGACAGUUUGCAGACCCCGGCGCUCUGCAGCGGCACGUCCGCAUUCACACAGGUGAGAAGCCAUGCCAGUGUGUGAUGUGCGGUAAGGCCUUCACCCAGGCCAGCUCCCUCAUCGCCCACGUGCGCCAGCACACCGGGGAGAAGCCCUACGUCUGCGAGCGCUGCGGCAAGAGAUUCGUCCAGUCCAGCCAGUUGGCCAAUCAUAUUCGCCACCACGACAACAUCCGCCCACACAAGUGCAGCGUGUGCAGCAAGGCCUUCGUGAACGUGGGGGACCUGUCUAAGCACAUCAUCAUUCACACUGGAGAGAAGCCUUACCUGUGUGAUAAGUGUGGGCGUGGUUUCAACCGGGUAGACAACCUGCGCUCCCACGUGAAGACCGUGCACCAGGGCAAGGCAGGCAUCAAGAUCCUGGAGCCCGAGGAGGGCAGUGAGGUCAGCGUGGUCACUGUGGAUGACAUGGUCACGCUGGCCACCGAGGCACUGGCAGCGACAGCCGUCACUCAGCUCACAGGCCCUGCGACUCUGCCCGCAGUGGUGCCGGUGGGAGCUGCAGUGACAGCCGAUGAGACGGAAGUCCUGAAGGCCGAGAUCAGCAAAGCUGUGAAGCAAGUGCAGGAAGAAGACCCCAACACUCACAUCCUCUACGCCUGUGACUCCUGUGGGGACAAAUUUCUGGAUGCCAACAGCUUGGCUCAGCACGUGCGAAUCCACACAGCCCAGGCACUGGUCAUGUUCCAGACAGACGCGGACUUCUAUCAGCAGUAUGGGCCAGGUGGCACGUGGCCUGCCGGGCAGGUGCUGCAGGCUGGGGAGCUGGUCUUCCGCCCUCGAGACGGGGCCGAGGGCCAGCCCGCACUGGCAGAGACCUCCCCUACAGCUCCUGAAUGUCCGCCGCCUGCCGAGUGAGCUGGUGGCCCUUCUGACUGUUUAUUUAAGGAUGGAUGGCACCCUGGAACCGGGAAGGGUGGCCUGUUCCCUAGAGAGAAUAAAUUGGAUUAUUUUCUAA
Symphalangus syndactylus (siamang) is the source of this 2889-nucleotide messenger RNA. It is a transcript of the gene ZBTB17, whose product is annotated as zinc finger and BTB domain containing 17. Gene Ontology annotation, biological process: regulation of cytokine production; regulation of immune system process; negative regulation of transcription by RNA polymerase II. The record is from RefSeq and is a predicted model, not a curated record. Gene Ontology annotation, molecular function: protein binding; DNA-binding transcription repressor activity, RNA polymerase II-specific; RNA polymerase II cis-regulatory region sequence-specific DNA binding. Gene Ontology annotation, cellular component: nucleoplasm; nucleus. Lineage: Eukaryota; Metazoa; Chordata; Mammalia; Primates; Hylobatidae.